Molecule: messenger RNA, 10096 nt
Organism: Lymnaea stagnalis (great pond snail)
Lineage: Eukaryota; Metazoa; Mollusca; Gastropoda; Lymnaeidae
Source: the annotation of a GenBank genome assembly
CUUUACUAACAAGAUGGCUGAUAACGAGAGGACUCCUUUGCUUUCGACGACUUCUGAGAGCGAGCCGCCCCCAUAUAACAAUACAGGUAAACAUGUAGGCCUAAAAUUGUAAAUAGCUUUUCUAAAAUAAUUAAUUCGUAAUUUUACUUUAGUACUAUAACAUAUUUAACAAUAAUUAAUUAAUUCCGUUUUUGUAUUGUGAAGACAUGAUUAUGAUUGUUGUGUAUUAGUAUUAAGUUAAUUUAGGGCGUAAUGGAGGGCUCAUCAAAUUAAAAUUAAGCACCAUGUUUUCAAGAACUUUUUGUUUUUCUCUUUGAAAUAAAUUAAUAUUAUUAAAUUCAAACUAAAAAUAUUUUAAAAUAACAGACCACACAUCUUUCUUGAAGUACAAAAGCUUUGAUGAGCAAAAUUUAAAGCCAUAUUCAUAUAGUGAAAAAAAGGUUAAAAAGUUAAAACUAAUUAAUAAUUAUUUUAACAAAAUGGGGGCAAUUAGCUCCAGCAUGUUCAAUGCAUAUAUUUUCACAUAGGUUGUAGUCAAUUCUGACAGAUCCAUUCCAUGGCUCCAAUAUCAGAUUUUUCUGGGAUUUCAUUAUCAAAACUAUAUUUAAAAUUUUUUUAAACCUAUUUCACUAUUUCUACAAAUCAAUAACUUUUGUUUUCAAUUUUAACUUUAUCUGUCAUAAUCUGUUUAAUGUUAUUUGAAUUAAAACAUGGAUUUUAUUAAUCUGAUCAAUAUUAUUUGGUUGUUUUAAUCAUCUUUUAACAGUUGGGGGUGUUAAGCCCCUGCUAUUUAAAAUAUUCAUAUUUAUAAACUAAUUAAAUAAAUAAUCUACAGAACCAUAUCUCUUUUAUAAAUGCUUCCUAUUCAAAAUAUUAGAAAGAACUUUUGUAUUAAAGUGAAUGUUAGAGAUUUUUAUAAACAAUCUCUAAAUCAUUCAUCCAACUGCCAUUUUGCUUUGCACAAAUGACCAGCUUCAUUUGCUCUACAAAUAUCAGUAUUUUAACUCAUUCAUUACAUACACGUACAGUUAAAAACUAAAAAAAGUACUUUCUGAGUUUAGUUCUACUUGUUUUUGUAUGUAAACUAAAAAACUUUCACUCUUUCACUGUAGAAAUAAAAUUUCAAGUAAAAAUAAACAACACCCUAUUAGCUGAAGUUUUACAAAGGGUUUGAAGAAGGCUGAAAACUAGAGGGGAAAAGCACUCAUCUAACAAGGCAAAUUAAAAAUCAAUCUCAUAGGGUAGAAACCCAAGAAUGGUUGUGUAAAGUUCUCUGAUUGGUUAGUAAGUUUCUGUCAACUAAAGCUUAAUGCCUUUCUCUCUUCUUAUAAUAAUAUCAAGCAUUUUAUUGUAUGAACUGAGCAAUUAGGGCUACCCCAUGGAGCCAAUUACCUCCCUUUACCCUAAGUACUAUUAUGGAUUAGACAUAGACCUAUCGACUAUAACUAUAGUGUCUAUAGACUAUAGUGUAACUAUAAUAGUCAGUCUAGUGUCUGUCUUAGUACUCUACACUACUAACUAGGGGUCGCAAGCCAGGAUCCCGACUCUAAAAACCUGUCUAUAAUUAUUAUAAUAGAUGCCACUAGAUCUAAUCUGUGUACAGUGUACUGUGAUUCAUUUGUAAAGAAGCAUAGCGUUGUGAUUAGUUUUGUUUUUACAUCAUGCGUGUGUUUGCAUAAACAUAGUGUGUAAGAAGUGGAGACGGGAAAAACCAAAUCCUAAAUAUGAAAAGAACAAGAAACUAUCAGAAACAAAGAGAUCAGUUUGGUAUCAUUUUUUGAAAGUUACGGGCAAUCUCUCAGUGAAAUGCAUUACACGUAACAAGAUAUAUUAAAAAAAUUCAGGGCUUCACACUCAUUUAAAGGCUGUGUAUUCCGCUGUCUUGAAAGAUAUCUCUGUAUCCGGUACUGGUACUCCAAGAGCAUUGAUUUCUAUUGUACCUUGUUCUAAAACGUCAGCCCACACAGAAAAUAAAACACCAAGAAUCAGAGCAAAUAAACAGACUAUUUUUUAAGUUCAAACAGCUUAGCAGAAAUAUUUCUCUUUGACAGCUUUAGAUGGUCUUCCUCAUUCAGCUUUUUCAUUGCUUCUAAUAAAAAAUCUAUUUAAUUAAUAAACUGAAAGCUGAAAGAAGAGUUAAGCUGUCUCUGACACUGGAUGAAUGGACGAGUUUGGGAAAUCAUCAUUUUAUGAAUGUAAACAUUCAUAGCCCUGUGUUAAUCAAUGAAUUUUUAAAUCUUGGCCCAGUAAGGGUGAUUGGCAGCAUGUCGGCCAGAACUUGUUUACAAUUGUUUGAAAACAGGCUAUCCGCUUUUGAAUGGUCAUUGAAAGAUGAUAUAGUCUGCAUAGCUACUGACGGUGCCAGUGUAUUGACCAUAUUAGGAUGUGAAGAAGAGCUUUACUGUCAUCAGUGUCUUGCUCAUGGUGUAUAGCUGACAAUCUUAGAUGUACUUUAUAAAAAGCAAACCUCCAACAUCAUCAACCUGAAGAAGACAACGAUUCUGAUGAUCCUGACUGUGAUGAUGGUUUUCAUGUUACAGUUGAGAUCAUUCAAAAUAAUGAAUUUGUUUUCAUAGAUUUAAUCACGGAAAUGCCAAAAACGUAACAAAAUUUCAGAAAGUCACCUACCAAAAAUAGGAUUCUUCAGAAAUAUGUAAAGAAGAAAUUGGUCUAUGGGCAAUGAGAUUGACCAUCUUGGAUCUGAGCAUGACGAACCUGCAGACACACUGCCAGUUAGGAGACAAUUAGAAAUUGAAAUACAAAAGAAACUUCAGGCUUACAAUAAUACUUCCAGACCAAUUGAUGGAGACAUUGAUACAUUGGUAAAAAUAGAGAUGGCUUUAUUUGAGAAUGACAGUUCUAGAGGAAAAUAUCUAGAAAAUGUGUGAUAGCCUAAGGUCUAUUCCUCCGACCAGUGUGGAGUCUGAGCGGGUGCUUUCCUCAUCAGGUUAAUUUUAAUUUUUUAACCAUUUGCGGUCAAAAUUAAGCGAUUUUAUAUUAGAAACAGUGUCAUUUUUAUGAUCUUGUUAUUUAAAUUUGGGAAAAAAUUCAAACAACACAAAUUAUUUUGAUAUUUGAUUAAUUAAACUAAUUACAUAAAAUUGUUAAGAAUAUUAUUUUCUUUAGUUUGUAAUGUCUGAAGUUCGACAUUUGUGUUAUUGUUGAAAGCUAAUUAAAAAUAUUUUUUUGUAUCUGAAUGUUUUUAUUUCAUUCAUAUAUCGUCACCUCUAUGAUCUCGAAAAUCAAUGAAAAUUUCUCCAAUUAUUGAAAUUAUCACGAUUCCUGUAUUCAUAGGGGUAUUGCAAUCCCUAGUGUUAGCGUGAAUAUGAAGCGUUCAAUUUCACACAUUAACACAAUAAAAAAUUGAGCCCUCAUAAAUUCCUAUUAUUCAAAGGCAUAAAAAAUUGAGCCCUCAUAAAUUCCUAUUAUUCAAAGGCACAUCUCGCCCUUCUGAUUCACUACAUAUAAAUUUCCUCUCAUUUUUAUCAAUAAAACCAUCUUAUCUUAUAUUAUUGAUUGUGAGAAAAUAGAAAGUCUUUGCCAUUUGAAAAUUUUUUGAAGAAAAUUAUUAUAAUCUUUUAGAUAUGAUCAAAUUGCAAAUGGAAAUAUAUAAUACUAUUGAAUAAUUUGUCCAAUAUUUUGUGAAUGUUAUUAACACAGACCAUAUUGUAUUCAAUACUAAACCAUAUCCUUUUGCUUAAGUUAAAAUACUUCGGUUUAUUCGCUUUGUGAUGUUAAUUCAUCUAUAGUAAAUAUUAAUGCUAUUGUAUUUGUUACUGUUUCUCAAUACUUCCAAAAUAUUUUUCAAAAGAAUUAGAUGAUGAAUUAGCUCAGCAUAAUGGGGCAGCCACCAUUCCCAUUGGUGCAGAUGAGCUACCUCCACCAUACACACCAACAGCACAAGGAGGAAUUCCAAUGAUAAACUGCAAAGUGUGCCAGGCAAUUAUAAGUCUUGAAGGGAAACAACAUCUGUUUGUGGUGAAGUGCUCAGUUUGCAAUGAAGCCACAGUAAGCAUAUAUCAAGUCACAUUAAUAAGUAUUUCGAAUCUAAGCUUCACUAUUUAUAAUGGUGUUACAGACCUGUUUACCCUCAAACUCUUAAAAUCGUACAAUAUCAUCACAAAAUCGUUCAAUACCUUAUAUUUAUAGUAAAAAAUAAACAUACGGUAUAUAAUGUUUACACAUCAAAAUCGUACAUUGUACGCCAAAAUCGUAAGAGUAAACAGGUCUGGUGUUAGCACAGGCAAAUUAAUAUUUUAAGUGUCUAAGAAUUUUCUUAUUAAAAAGUGUCUUAUUUAAUGGCAUAUUUAAAAAACAAACAUGCACCCAUUCACUUUUCAUAAACUUUGCUAGCACCAAAUUCCUAUUAACAUAUUAUAUCCACAUGGCGCAUAGUUUAAAAAACUUCUAUCCUCAUUACAUUUGCUUCUGGCACCAUGCAGUAAAAAAAUGAGGUUAAAUGUUGAGCGCAAAAUUAACUCAAUAACUUUGUGAAAUGGUUAAUUUAAAUACAGGAAUCUGUAUUACUACAGCUAUCAUAAUUAACCACAGAAUUACGCCUAAAUUGCUAUCAAAUUAAUCAUUUGAGUCCAUUUUUAAUAAAAUUGCUAAUGACCAGUGUAAAAAAACUCAAAAUUUGACAUUUAAAAGAUGUGAUCCAGCCAUCUAAGAAUGAUGUAAACAUGCUAAAACGUGUGUGCUGAAGGGAAGAUUAUUUAAUUUUUAUUCAUGCAUCUAAAACAUUGAUAAAAAGGAUGAAAAAGUUAUAAAUUAUAAUUUUUAAAAAAAUAGAAAAGUUCUGAACAUGUUGUCAUGCUGUUGUAUGGUUUUAAAAAAAUUUUCAUACAGUUUUUUUUAUCCCACAGGUUGGCAUAUAUGCUAUAAGUAAAGCUAACUAAAUAUUUAUACAAGAUUACUAAAUAAUAUAUUUUAAUAUUGAAAAUGAAAAGUGAGCAUUUGGUUUUUAAUAUAAGAAAAGUUCUUUUUUUUUGAGAUACCUAUAAUUAAAGUAGCAUUAAUUUCGAAAGAUGUCAACACACAAAGAUGUAUUUGUUCGCUUUUAUAUGUAUAUGUUAGAAACACAAACAUAUUUUUGCGUUGUUUCCCUAGCCCAUUAGAGCUGCACCACCCGGAAAGAAGUACAUUCGUUGUCCAUGCAACCUUCUUUUAGUUUGUCGAUCAGGGGCAAAUAAAAUUUUGUGUCCAAGGGAAAAUUGGUAACUAUUAUUUAGUAGUGUAGAUAAUAUAAUCAUAUAGCUAUUUAUAACACUGUAUUUAUCUUAUUUUUAAUUAUAAAAUGAUCAUAAUUAAUGUUUGUUAGAAUGAAUAAUUUUCUCCUCAGCAAAAGAGUGAUAACUCUGCCUACACCCACUGAUCCAAGUCUACCAAUCACAUCCAGAUAUACUUGUGCAUACUGUGGACAGAUUUUUAUGGUAAAAUAAUGAGUUAAUAUUACAAUUUUAAUAUUUAUAAUACUUCCUUACAAUUUUAAGUUUAAGUCAAAUAAUCCCAGUUUCCAAUGUUAUGAGAAAACAAUUCAGUAAUUUAAAUUGAUUUUUAUGAAUUUUUCUUUCAGUUGCGUUUCAUAAGGAAAUUCGCAAGAUGUCCUCAUUGUAGGAGACUGUGAGUAUUUUAAAUGAUGUGACUUCUAGGUGUUCAUUUUAUUGCCUUGACAUAAUACACUGUAAUAAUGAAAUAAAUGGUAUAAAAGAUUAACAAAAUAUUACAAUGGUUACAAAUUUGAAUACCUUGACUGAGAACUUGACACUCACCAAAAGUUAUUUGUCAACAGAUCUUCAGUAGGAGACCAUUAUGCCAGAACAAGAGGACAUUUUUUCCUAGUUAUUGGUAUUGUGAUUCUUGCAACUGCUAUAGGAAUUACUGUGAGUAUUAUUAUUACUAAAACUAAAAAAGUUUUUGUUUUUCUUAGCCUCUGUGCAAAAACUUGAAUUUUUUUAUAUCAUAAACUUUAAUUAUACAACUUAACUUCAAAUCACUGUCAUUACCUGUAAAUUUAAUUUGUCUACUUGAUUUUCAGGUAGGAACUUAUGAACAAGCAAGUCGUCAUGGAGGCAUAUAUGUGUCAUGGAUAGGUAAUUUUACUUGGUCAAGUUUAAUUAUAAAUUACAUCUAGUGUAAGAUAAUUUGUUUCGAUAUUUGGGGCUACGUAAUAGUUAAAUAUUUUUGAGGAUUAUACUACUCUCAGUAAUAAAAAAUAUUUGAACUUUUCCCAUUGAAAUAAUUAUUAAAAAUUAUUUUUUAACAUUUAAAAUAGAACUUUUAUUUUUUUUAAUACAUGAAUUCAUGAAUGCUGAUCUGACUGAAACAUAUUUAGUGCUGUAGAGAGCUACAAUUUUAAAUACCGGUACAGGAAACUUAAAAGAAAACUAAAUGAAAAAUACAUGCACUUAAAUUAUGCUACAGUUAUUUAUAUUCUUUUUGUAUGCAUCCCUGUUACAAUAGUUUUGAGUUUUGUGUAUUUUAGAUUUUACUGUAUUUGUUAGAAAAAUAAAUAUGCAUGCAUUUUUAAUAAGCAUGAUUGCGGACAAAUUAAAUGAGUAAUCAGCUAAUCUUCACUUUUUUUUCAGGUGGCUUUUUCAUUGGGAUAAUAUUUCUUAUACGAGCAAUUUUUUAUUACUCCAUUAGAACCAGCCCACUUCUCCAGCAAAUGACAGUGGGAUAAAGAAUGUUGAGAAAAUUCUCAAUCAAUUUGAAGCAGGUGUUAUUACUGCAACAGGGCUUUAUACAAGCUAUUAUACAAAUAUAUUUGGUAAAGCUUAAGGGAUACAAACAAUAUUUUAUACUGUGAUUACCAUUACUCAAAUAGUCCAAAUUUGUAAGAUGGGGAAACUUAAUUAAACAAUAGUCUUGGAGACCAUGAAAUAAUGAUGUAAAAUCUGUUUGAUAUGCAUCAAAUUAUGAACAAGAAUACAUUUAGUGACCAUCUCAAUCUGUGCAAAUGUUUAUGACUUGAAUUGUAUUACUUUAGUCUGAAUUCCAUGAAAAAUUCAUGGAAUCUUUUUCAUUUUCAGUACACAUUUUUAUAAUUAAAAUGUAUUUAUAAGGGGAAAAAUAAUUUUAUUUAAAGAACUUAAGCACAGGUUUAAGAAGAGGAUGGAUGAUAUUUAAAUUGUCAUAAGGCAAAUCGUUGUUUUUUUCUAUCAUGCCUGAUUUCAAAUUUUAACAAUGAGUUAAAGCUUUUAUAUAGAUUAGAUCCACUGUGCAGCUUCUGAAAGCAACGGAAAAGUAUUAUAAACGUAUUAUUAGCAUCUACCAAUCAGAGUCGAUAUUUAAAUUACUCUAAAUAGGUAAAUAUUUGACUUCUGUGGCACUCUCUAAAAGUUGAAAAUAACACACGAGCUGUCAUAGCUGCUGAUCAUUAUGUGAAACAUAAAUCAAUAGCCCCAUACCACGCAGUCAAAGUGGUUUAUUUUAUGGACUGUUUAGUUUUUACGAGGGCGGCCGGCAAACUUUAAGACCGCCCAGAGUGACACAAUGUUUAGUUAUACAAAAGAAUCGAGCCGACACUAUUGAACAUGAAGUAAGUGCUGGGCUUGAUGAAACUAAUCUGAUUGAAGCUUUCGCCAGUCGCAACGCGCCAUGUUCCUCUUUAAGUGAACCAUAAAUUAAUUUGAAAUUCUUAAAUUUUACAAAAUAAAACAUAAAGUUUAAUGAUGGGGGCCCAAAAGCAAAAAGUGGCAGGGGGGGGGGGCCCUCCAAAAGUCAUGCAGCAACUCUGCUACCAACAUAAGUUCAUAUUGUAUUCAGGAUCAUUUGUAUAUUGUAAAUGUGAAAAAAAAUAUAGACUGACAAAAAUUGUCAUCGGUUAUUUAUUUAAAAAAAUUCUGUAACAAGAUAUCCAAAAAUAAUAAUUGCAAAAAAAAAAGACAUUUGCAAUAAAAUCAAUAAAAAUGUAAGUUAACCUAACUUUUAAAGCAAAGUUAAACAUGUCCUUAAAACAAAUUUAAUCUAGUCACCUGGCUAAUUAAAUAUUUUUUUUGAUGAGUAUUAGUUUUAAUAGAUAGCUUUAAAUAAUUUUAAUUAGAUAUUCCAUAUCAUUGAUACUAUUUACUAUUACUCAAUGUUUAGGAUAUACCUUAUAACUACUCUUUUAUAGAUUUCUGUAGUGAUGCCCAACUUUUUAAAGAUCAAAACCCCUGUAAAAAAACUAUUUUAUUAUUUAACCAUGUAAAUAGUAAUAAUCCCUUGCAAGUCACAGACUGCCAACUGCAUCCUAAUUUUUUAAUGAUUUGAAUAGGUGUGCUUAGCAAAAACUGCAAUGUGGGUUCUGAUGAAAUAACUUUUGGCUCGCUACAAAUCAGCCCCACCAAAAUGUUAAACAUGUUAUGACACAAUGUAAUAAUUCACGAGAAUGUUUGAAUGGUGUUAAUUAUACAUUUUAAAAAAUAGGAUGAAGCACACUAUUAUGCUGCCCUUAAAAAAAUUGAUUAAAAAUGUUUUAUGUAAUUAUAACUUAUAACCCAGUGCAGUAGAUUCAGUUUAAUCAAAUUAUAUUCAAGAGAAUGUAUGAAUGGUGUUACUUAUAAAUAUAAAUUUUAAAAAUUAGGAGGAAGUUAUUGUGCUUCCCCUUAAAAAAUGAUUAAGAAUGUUUUUAAUAUAUAUAUAACCCAGUUUAAUCAACUUAUCAGAAAUUCAUACUAGUGAAAAACAAAGUAUAAUCAAAAUUAAACUAUGUACGGGUAUUCUGAGCAGAAGACAUACUGUAAAAAUGUUACAGAUCGGACAUUAUUUGCACGAAUAGUUCUAAUAAUGCUAGAGAACACAUCAGAUAUCUGGAAUUGUCAGUCACUCAGUUCAGAUAAGUGUAGAAGUGAAAGUCAUCACUUUCCUGUACUAUUAGUUGUCUGUUCAACAUUACUCAAUACAGUGGUAUCUUGACUUAUGAACUGCUCUGCAUAUGAUUUUUUUGAGAUAUGAACUUUUUUUUCAUAUCCCAUUUAGAGAUCUACAUAUGAACCUUGAUUUGAGAUAGAAACUGUGUGCCGAACCUGUGGUGUUUGUUGUUACUAUGUUGCAUUUAUCUGGAAUAGAAUUCAAAGAGUGGUAAGUGCGACACAUGCCGCACGUAGGUAUUAGCAUUUUUGUGGUAUCUAUUUAAAACAAUACAAUUUGUGAAAACUUUUUUAGGUUUGUAUUAAAUAUGUGUACUGUAACUGUAAGUAUUUAUUUUUAUGUCAAUGGAACAUUCCUCGUCAAAGAAACAGAAGGAAGUCAUAGAUGAAAGCAAUUUAUUUUUUCAAUUUAAUGCUAGGUGAUAUUUAAGCUACAGUGUAUCAUGUAAAAGCAAAGAUUUGACAAAUAAUUUUUUUAAUGGUAUGGUGUGCAAAAUGUAUAUUUAUAACCUAAAAAUACCCCUGAUAACUCCUGAUCCAUUUCUUUGCAUUUUCUUCAUUUAGGUUAGAGUUGUUCUUUUUUAUUACUUUAUUUUUUAAAUUAUUUUGUAAUCUGAGAGUGAGAGAAGGUAAAUUGAUAAUUAUGAAAUAGGAAAUAUGGUUUUGAGAUAAGAUAUGAACCAGUCAGGAACGAAGUUCAUAAGUUGAGGUACCACUGUUUUACUGUCCACAAACAUCUGCAUUUCCAUUGAUAAAUUAUUGUGGCACAAUUUAAGAUCUUUUUGUCUGUGCUGUUAUUUCUCAGACAUUCAGGAUGUUUCUCAUUUCAAUAGAUGCUGUAUUGAGCAUGACUUCUUAAGUAUCACCAAACAACAGUGUCUCAAUUAUUUAAGUGAAUUACUAUUUGUUUAAGCGUUGCCCCAAAUAAAUGAUUGAAUCAGAAUAUAUUGUAUUUGUAUACAUCGCUCAUACAUAAUCUUUAUUACCAUAUAUACUCAUUCUGAGGCCGAAUGUUUAUUUGACAUAUUUCUGGAGAAAAGUGGUGUAGUUGGUCAGCUUAUGAGUAAGUCAUAGGUGAUUUUUAUAAUUUUCUCCAGAUAAAUAAAAAUGAAAUUGUUAUAGAUUGUUUACAACAUAACAAUAGAAGUAGAUGAUGCAAAAUUCAGUCAUUUUAGCACCAUCAUAAGCUAAUCCUAGAUAUUCUUUGGAACUGUAUUGCUAAACUGGCUUAUACUUCUUUCAUG